UACCGAAGCCAAUGCCCUGGCCAAGUGAAACGCAACCGGCCUCCCGCUGUAUCUGUGAAAUUCUUAGACCGUUCAACUGAAAUCUCAGAAUCACGCCACCGGCCUUCUCUUUUCUAUUCUCUUCUCUCUCUCACAUCCGCCAUCGGAAUCAUCAAGCCCUAACCGGUCUCCGAUCUCGCCUACGAUUCCAUCUUUUCAUUUUCAGAUCCAUUUCUGAUUUGAUGGUUUCUGCACCACUACUUGCUUAGAUCCAGCAGGGGUUCAAGAGAUUGUCUCCUUCUCAUAGCAAUGGCAUCAUCAUCAAUAUUGAGGAGGAGAUACUUGGCUGCUUUUUCAUAUUUCAUCCUCAUUUCACAUGCAUGCCAUGGGUUUUAUUUGCCAGGAACCUACAUGCAUACAUAUUCGCCUGGUGAACCAAUUAUUGUCAAAGUGAACUCGUUGACCUCGAUUGAGACUGAGCUUCCAUUCAGCUACUAUGAUCUUCCUUAUUGUAAACCUCAAGGUGGCAUUAAAAAAAGUGCUGAGAAUCUUGGAGAGUUGCUGAUGGGGGAUCAAAUUGACAACUCUCCCUACCGUUUCCGUAUGAAUGUCAAUGAAACACUAUUCCUCUGCACUAGAGGUCCACUAAAUGAUCACGAGGUAAAGCUCUUGAAACAAAGGACCCGUGACCUUUAUCAGGUGAAUAUGAUUUUGGAUAACUUGCCUGCUCUGAGGUAUGCUACCCAAAAUGGGGUGAAGUUUCAAUGGACAGGGUUUCCUGUUGGGUUCACGUCACAAAAUAAUAAUCAAGAUUACAUAAUUAACCACCUUAAAUUCAAGGUUUUGAUUCAUGAGUAUGAGGGGGCUGGCGUGGAGAUAAUUGGUACUGGAGAAGAAGGUAUGGGUGUUAUUACAAAGACUGAUAAGAAGGCUUCUGGGUAUGAAAUUGUUGGUUUCGAGGUGAUCCCGUGUAGUGUUAAGUAUGAUGCUGAUGAUAUGGCAAAACUCCAUAUGUAUGACAAUGCUAGUUCUUUAAAUUGUCCAUUCGAUCUUGAAAAGUCUCAGAUUAUUAGGGAGCAGGAGAAAAUAUCAUUCACUUAUGAGGUUGAAUUUGUGAAAAGCAACACUAGAUGGCCAUCUCGAUGGGAUGCUUAUCUGAAGAUGGAAGGAUCUCGGGUUCACUGGUUCUCAAUUCUUAAUUCAUUGAUGGUGAUUGUCUUCUUAGCUGGCAUUGUUUUUGUAAUCUUUUUGAGAACGGUCAGAAGAGAUUUAACCAGGUAUGAGGAAUUGGACAAAGAAGCUCAGGCGCAGAUGAAUGAGGAGCUUUCAGGCUGGAAGCUUGUGGUAGGUGAUGUCUUCAGAGAACCAAAUCACUCAAAGCUACUUUGUGUUAUGAUUGCAGAUGGAGUUCAGAUUACUGGAAUGGGAGUAGUAACUAUUGUUUUUGCGGCCCUUGGUUUCAUGUCACCAGCUUCUCGGGGUAUGCUGCUAACUGGGAUGAUAUUGCUUUAUCUAUUCUUGGGAAUUGCAGCUGGUUAUGUUGGUGUUCGAAUGUGGAGGACUAUAAAAGGGACUUCAGAAGGGUGGAGAUCCGUCUCUUGGGCAACUGCAUGCUUCUUUCCAGGGAUUGCUUUUGUUAUUCUCACAGUGCUAAAUUUCAUUCUCUGGGGAAGCAACAGCACUGGUGCAAUUCCUAUUUCAUUGUAUUUUGAACUCUUAGCCCUCUGGUUCUGCGUUUCUGUGCCUCUGACACUAUUGGGAGGGUUCCUUGGCACAAGAUCUGAGCCUAUCCAGUUCCCUGUGCGGACUAACCAGAUUCCUAGGGAGAUCCCAGCACGCAAAUAUCCAUCAUGGCUUCUUGUUCUUGGGGCUGGAACUCUUCCUUUUGGAACCCUCUUUAUUGAGCUUUUCUUUAUCCUCUCUAGUAUCUGGUUUGGACGGUUCUAUUAUGUCUUUGGAUUUCUGCUCAUUGUCCUCCUCCUGUUGGUGAUCGUUUGUGCGGAAGUUUCUGUUGUCCUCACUUACAUGCAUCUUUGUGUUGAGGACUGGAUGUGGUGGUGGAAAGCAUUCUAUGCCUCAGGCUCUGUUGCCCUCUACGUGUUCUUAUACUCCGUCAAUUACCUUGUGUUCGAUCUCCAGAGUCUUAGCGGCCCAGUCUCUGCCCUACUUUAUAUUGGCUACUCUUUGUUAAUGGCAGUUGCAAUCAUGCUUGCUACUGGCUCUAUCGGUUUCCUGACAUCAUUCUACUUUGUCCAUUACCUCUUCUCGUCAGUGAAGAUUGACUGAGUAAUUAGAUAGCAAUUGUUAUUGGGUAGUCGUUAAGGAGCUUUGCUCAUGCAUAGUUGAAGUUUUCUUGUUCCCCCCGCAUUUCAUUUACACACAGACAGAUGCUCCGAAUCUCAGGUUGCUAUGAAUUUGUUUUAUUGGUCUUUAUGUUUUUUGCAGCUAUAGAUUUAUGUAUUAUCAAACUUGUGAUUUAGUUGUUUUGUCUUUGUUGUGUAAUACAUUUUUCAUUUUGUUUCUGCA
Molecule: messenger RNA, 2505 nt
Organism: Ipomoea triloba (trilobed morning glory)
Lineage: Eukaryota; Viridiplantae; Streptophyta; Magnoliopsida; Solanales; Convolvulaceae
Product: transmembrane 9 superfamily member 12-like
Exons: 2
Coding region: 289-2265 (658 amino acids)
Biological process (GO): protein localization to membrane
Cellular component (GO): membrane
Source: RefSeq, a predicted model, not a curated record